Messenger RNA from Mya arenaria, 1302 nucleotides. RefSeq lists its product as uncharacterized. The transcript has 4 exons. The coding region runs from base 98 to 967 and encodes 289 amino acids. NCBI's taxonomy places the organism in Eukaryota, Metazoa, Mollusca, Bivalvia, Myida, Myidae. The record is from RefSeq and is a predicted model, not a curated record.
CCCCAAGAGGCCACCUCCGGACAAGCCGCUUGAUCCGUAGCUGGCGCUCGCGUAUCCCACCAGAGCCAGCACAAUCAGUGAGGAUAUCCGUGUCUUCAUGUCUUUCAGGAAUAUAAAUCUCGCGCUCCUGGUUACCAUGGAGAUGGUUCUACUGUUGAUAGCCCUGUUGCCAGGACUGGCAAUUGCCGGAGCUCCACAUUACCCGAUAUUUGGCCCCGGUGUUGGCGGAGUUGUUCCCCCUUACCAGCAUCUACAAGAAUAUAAUGACUUUGGAUCUAUGAAAGCAUUCGUUGGUAAGCGUUACAUGGAUAUUCCCAUGAAUUCGAUGCCAGGUCCUGUGUACCAGGGAAUAAACGCAUUGCCAUGGACACAGUUUAAGGGGCAAAUGCAAAACUUCCCCAUGUAUCACAACUUUAUUCCCAACCAACCGCCGAUGUUCCACGGAGGGGCAGGCUUCCCGCCAAAUGGCAACUUCGGCCACCAGUUUUGUGACACACGGGUACCCUGGCAGAUCGCCCAUCAGGCCUACUGGGGCACACCAAACACGGAGCAGUUUGGCGAAAACAUGGGUGCCAACCAGGUUGCUUUUCCACAAGGUUACUAUGAUGACCAGGGAGGAUGGAAGCCACUUCCGGUGGACAAUCCACUCGAACACAUUAUGUCACCCAAUAGCGGUGCCCAGGGUCAGGUGGCGGUGAAUGGUGCGCCUUACUAUGACAACAACAUAAAUUGGAUGCCGAACCGCGCCACGAGCGGGGUCUUCGGGCCGAACACAGGACCGGAAAUCCAGUUCGGUGAACAGAAGAAAGAUGAUGUGAAGCCUAACGACAACACGAACAACAAGGACAACAUAGUGUCGAUGGUUCAAGACGGGGUCCAGACACCACCAAACCGUCAGCUGAGAAGGAAACGGUCAGUAGCCGCCAGGGUGCGCUCCAUCCUUCUACGGGAUGCCUCUGGACAUUAAACAUGAAAUGUUUCAACAUUAUUCUGUGAACAGAUGGGAAAUCCAAAGAUCUAUGUGCCCUAUAUGUGUCGUCGUUUUUGGUUUUGUAAGAAUAUGUACAUGCAUAUGGGUCUUUGAUUGCUUUUCUCUGUUAUUCAGCGUGUGUGAUUGGGCUAUAAAAAACGACUUAUGUUCCAUUUCAUUCCACAACUCGAACUAGAUGCCCUAAACGUGGUUAUAUAGACGAAUGACUAUCCGAUCACAUGAGGAUUGCAAGUCGUACGCCUUUUGCUAAUUGCCUAGGGACCUGUUUCGAUAAAUAAAGAUAUGAGUCGUAAGCUGAAAUGAUCUUAGUG